UACCAUCAAAUAAAGAAAUAAAUAAUAAUAGAACCAGACUGGGGAAAUACUCGAAACGCGUUCACGCUUCUGAUUUGUCCUUUUCAGGACGCCGUAGCUGGAUGUCUUCAAAAUGGCGGAGAACAAAAAAAUAGCAAUGCGUUCUCAGGACCCGGGUCAGCGGCGCGUGCUGGACGGAGCGACCCGGCAGCGGAGGCUCACGCGCCAGCUCGAGGCGCUCGAGAAGGAUAACUUCCAGGACGACCCGCACGCGAGCCUUCCGCCGCCGGUCAAGCGCCUGCCGCAUUUCGACGAGAGCGACGAACCCGGAAAGCGGAGAAAGAAGACCAGAGGUGACCAUUUCAAACAGCGUUUCCGGAAAAACUUCCAAGCCCUGCUCGAGGAGGAGGAUUUGAGUGUAAGCGAGGGUCCAAACUAUCUGACGGCGUGCGCCGAGCCGUCCAAGCUUCCUCAGCGUCACUUCUGUGCUGUGUGCGGCUUUCCUUCCAACUACACCUGCGUCUCCUGCGGCGCUCGAUACUGCUGCGUGCGAUGCUUAGCGACACAUCACGAGACCAGGUGUUUGAAAUGGACCGUAUGAUCCUGCGUGUCGGAUGGCCGAAAAUCCACUUCAUGUUGAGUCGCAUUAGAAUGAAAACGCUGUGCGCUGGUCUGCAGUGCUGAUGGCCUGAGGACGCCACAGUUUUUCCAUGUAUGGCCUGAAGAGGAACAGAGUUCCUAGGUGCAGUUUGGGAUGAACUACAUUACACAUUGACACUAUGGAAGCUUGUGAAAUAAUCAUGGU
Clarias gariepinus (North African catfish) is the source of this 784-nucleotide messenger RNA. It is a transcript of the gene znhit1, whose product is annotated as zinc finger, HIT-type containing 1. Gene Ontology annotation, cellular component: Swr1 complex. Bases 113 to 580 code for a protein of 155 amino acids. The record is from RefSeq and is a predicted model, not a curated record. Gene Ontology annotation, molecular function: nucleosome binding. Gene Ontology annotation, biological process: chromatin remodeling. Lineage: Eukaryota; Metazoa; Chordata; Actinopteri; Siluriformes; Clariidae. The transcript has 5 exons.